AUGCCACGUAAGCUACGUAAGAAUAUACGUAAGAGGAAGAGAGCAUUGAAACAUCCAAUAGUAAAACUGACACCACAACAACAGUUGCAACAACAAAUGCUGAAUGACCCCACUAUGUUGCAACAAAUGUCAAGCAAUCCUAUGCUUUUAAACCGAGUUCUUGGUGCACAGAGUGGAGGUUUAAGAGCGGCACUUUUAGCGAAAAUGGCAGGCUAUGGUGGAGCUGCAGACGGAACAGCCUAUAACCCUCAAAGUCAAAUGAAUUUGAGUUCACUCAAAAAUCAAAUAUCAGAUGUCAAAAAGUCAAACAUAGACAUACAGAAACAAAUAAGUGAAAACGAAAAGAAACUAGAAUAUGACAGACACACAAAGAAACUCAAUGAGUUAAACGUAGAGAAAAAGAAGAAAGAAGAACAACUGAAAGAACUAAGUACAGAGGAAUAUGCGAAAAAAGUGUCAGAAAAAGCAGCAGAAGUAGCAAAAAUGGAACAAGAUGUUAUAAAUUUGAAAAACCAUACUACUCAAUAUAAAGUACUGAAAGAUGAAGAGAUAAAACAAAAAGCCCUGAAGACAUAUAUGGAUAGCGAUGAGUAUAAAAAAGAAGUUGAAGCAAAUGUAAAGGCAGAAAAACUUUUACA
Trichomonas vaginalis G3 is the source of this 638-nucleotide messenger RNA. Its product is annotated as protein of unknown function, DUF4106 family. The annotation marks the transcript as partial. The record is from RefSeq and is a predicted model, not a curated record. NCBI's taxonomy places the organism in Eukaryota, Parabasalia, Trichomonadida, Trichomonadidae. The transcript has a single exon.